AUGCCCACGUAUCGGUUUCUCCACAAGCCAACGCUUCAGAAAUGGUUUAACGAGUUCUAUGAUACCCUCGGGGCAAUGCAUGACCAGCACAAUGCAUCAGCCAGAAUUGCGUUGUUAUUCAUGGUCUUCGCGCACGCGAGGGUCUAUAUGCCGGAAGAUGACCAGCCAGGUCCGUCGGACCUAAGCUUAUUCGGCACGGUGUCUCAUCUAGCCCUAGCAAUCGGACUGAACAGAAAGGAUUCCUCUGACUUGGCAACUGGUCUUAAUGUUGUCGAAGCUGAAUGCCGGCGGCGAACAUUUUGGUGUGCAUAUACAUUGGAUGCUUACCUUAGCGCGGCUUUGGGAAGACCACGAACCUUCCAUGAUAAUGAUAUUGAUGCUGAAUUACCCGCCUGUGUUGAGGAUGAAGAUUUGAUUGCCGGCCAGGUUACAAUACCCACCCCACCAGGCAGCACCAGGAGACCGUCAACGAUGCUAGCUGCACUUGCCCACAUGAAACUUGCUCAAAUAACAGGCAAAAUACUAAGCAACUUGUAUUCCAUCAAGCCAAUCCCAGCCGCUCGCCAAGUAGCUGCCGUUAAAGAAAUUUCUCACGAGCUUAGUGACUGGCGAACAGAGCUAUCGCGAUUCUUAGAUGUGGACACCGUCAGCACAUCACUGUUUCUGCCCAUCUUUCAGCGACAGCGGAAUGUUCUGAAUAUGACUUAUUGGCAUGCGAUUAUUCUCACCCACCGACCGUAUGUAUUAAGCAGCUCUGCACGUCUUUCGCAGAGUGAUGAACAAAAUGACCACGACAUCCAACAAAAUGAAAGUUUGAGAAAGUGCCUCGAUGCAGCGAUGAUGACAGCAAACACAAUCAGCGAGAUCACUGAAAGCCGUCAACUAUACCGGGCAUUUUGGAAUACAGCAUACUUUGCCUUUGGUGCGACGAUUAUGCUGUACAUAUAUGUGAUCCAAGAGUGUGCGUCUCCUCCGGAAGUCUACAGUCGUUACUUGACUGCCGCCUCGCGAUGCCAGUCCCACAUUUCCGCCAUCGCGGAGAAAGGUUCAUUAUCAGAAAGAUAUAGUCUGGUGCUUGAAGAGCUGCGCGUAGAGGCAUUGCGUCAGACAAAGCGUGCAAAUCUAUGCAAGACGGGACCGGGGGGCUCGUCUCGUCAACAGGAGCACGAGGUCGAGCCUAUGUUCACGCACACGAACGAAGCCCAAGUUGAUGCUCCAGCUGCUGCUGACCUGGUACACAGUGUCAUGGAUCUAAAUGGUAAUAUUCCUGGGCUGUAUCCUGACUACUCGGGUUGGGGCCAGUUUACUUCGAUGGUUUCGUCCGGAUUGGGCAAUAUGGAUAUGUUCAUGAAUUGUGAUUCUCUUAAUUUCUAA
Messenger RNA from Penicillium brevicompactum, 1374 nucleotides. Its product is annotated as fungal specific transcription factor domain-containing protein. The record is from RefSeq and is a predicted model, not a curated record. Lineage: Eukaryota; Fungi; Ascomycota; Eurotiomycetes; Eurotiales; Aspergillaceae. Gene Ontology annotation, biological process: positive regulation of transcription by RNA polymerase II; DNA-templated transcription. The transcript has 4 exons. Bases 1 to 1374 code for a protein of 457 amino acids. Gene Ontology annotation, molecular function: zinc ion binding; sequence-specific DNA binding. Gene Ontology annotation, cellular component: nucleus.